Messenger RNA from Didymodactylos carnosus, 1013 nucleotides. Lineage: Eukaryota; Metazoa; Rotifera; Eurotatoria; Philodinida; Philodinidae. The record is from the annotation of a GenBank genome assembly.
AUGUCAGAUCUGUGUCAAAAAGCAUCUACCGAAGAAGAAUUACUGUAUUAUUUUCACUGUACAUAUAUAACGGAUAGUAUGACCAGUGAUGAUCAACUAGAGUCAUCAGUUCUUUAUUUAUUACCAAAUUCCAUUGGAAAAGGACGUUUACAAGUGUUUAAAGAUGCCUUAGUAAAAAAAUUUCAUUUAAAUCUCGUUGACAAGUACGAUAUUACAACAGUGAAUUAUGUCAUAAUUGAAGAUAGUCUCGAUGUACACGUUGUCUUAGAUAAAAUACUCAAUGUUUUUCAACAGUAUCAGAACAGUAAUAAACCUAUACUAAUCAGAACACUAUGGAUAAGUGAUUCAAUUAAAUCAAAACAAUUGUUACCUAUUCAUAAUUAUAUCUUAACAGUAUCACAUGAGAAUGAAAAUAUCAUACCACCUUCAAAAAAAAUAAAAAUAUCAUCAUCAUCAUCAUCAUCACAAACGGCAGAUAGAAAUGUUGAAUUAAGACGAUCUCCACGAUUUAAACAAGCAAAUGAUGAAAUCUCAACAAUAUCGCCACGAAAAAUACGACAACCAUCUUCCUAUUCAUCUGACUCAGAAAAUGAUAGUGACGAUUAUACAAAGAAAGGUCAUUGGGUAUGUUCAGAAUCAGCAACAUUUGCAUCUGAAAAUCCAAAUCAAGAUGUUAUUGACAAAUUAACGGAAUUGGCUGAUUUAUAUCGUAAUACAAAUGAUAAAUGGCGUGCAUUUAGUUAUCAAAAAGCCAUCAAUACACUAAAAAAGUGUACAAAACAAUUGACCACCUACGAGGAAAUAAUUGCCUUGCCUGAGAUUGGUCAACGUUUGGCAACAAAAAUAUUAGAAAUUAUUGAAACGGGUCAUCUAUCAAAAUUAGAAGAAUAUCAAACAAAUGAUGAAGUGAAAAAAAUGGACAUGUUUACCAAGAUAUGGGGUGCGGGACCGGCACAAGCUAAAAAAUGGAUUGAUCAAGGUUAUCAAACAUUGGAUGAUUUACGAGCAAAAGC